AUGAUCCGGUUCGAUCCGGACGAAUGCUCCGAGAUGAGCGAGGAGAAACGCUUCUACUAUCUGCGACUGAUGGCCAAACCGGGCGGAAAGCCGAUCAAGACCAAGUUUGUGACGUGGUCUCGCGACGAAGAUGUUGCAUCCGCCUCGAAUAUUAGCGAUCAACAGUUAGAGGUAACCUUUUCGCAAAGAAAAUCUGAAUUCACUUCCGGUGCUAUUUUCGAAAAUGCUACUUUACACUUUUUGUUGUUGCUCCUCGCUUUCUCGAUAACGCAAUCCAGAUGUCGUUUGAGUUGACCUUUUUCCGUAUGUUAAACUGAAACUGAAAAUUGAACUUGAAUUCGAAUUUCAAAGCCCCCUAGUGUUGAUGGCGCUGACAAAACAUCUGGGUUCCCAAACAAAUGAAUGCAAUGAGAUAUAAAAUUACAACGUCAAAGAUACUAAAAUUCAAAUCCCUUCCACUCCACUCCACUCCCACGUGAUCAGAUUCGAUUAAAUUGAACCAAUUCAAUAAAAAUUUCCAAAGGAAAAAGUGUUAACCCAUUUAUUUGCAGAGCCAGGCAAUGCGUGUUGUACGAACGAUUGGACAAGCAUUCGAGGUAGGCCAGGAUAUGAGUGGAUGUCAUCACAUAAUAAAUGACGCCCAUUAUCGAUGUACAUAGUUGUCAGCUGCGGGCAGACACCGAGCUUCUCCCUCUCCCUCUUCUUCUGUCAACUAAUCAAUUCUCUUUUGAUUUAUAGGUUUGCCACAAAGUCGCACAAGAUCAGAUGCAAGAAAAACACGAGGACGACGCUGCUAAAAGCAAACGUAACAUAAAAUUGCUCGUUCAGUUCAAUCCGGACACGUUUUGUACUGUUUCCAGUGUCCGUGCAAUCUGAAGAUGAAGCUGGACCGAACGCGUUGGAUGUCAUCGAAGAGCGUGGCGGACGAGAGGAGAACAGUCGGAGUUCGUCGCCAAUGGAGGCGCCGCCCGUCGGAGGACCGCUUUAUGGCAAACGAUUGUCGCUGGUGAGUGCGGUUGCAGAAAAAAGAAACGCUCAUGUGUCAUUUGACACCACGCUCCGCUUGACAAGAAGAUUACAUGGGUCUGAGCAGGGCUCAAAGUAACUUGAGAUCGGUUCACUGAUACCUGUAACUGAUCAGGGAGGGCUAUGCUAUGCUGUGCCAUGCUGCUGUCUAUUACCUCUUUCCCGUUGCUUGCUUUUACCUUAAGUUUUUUUUCUUUCAGUUCCAACCAAGGAAACCGUCAACGGCUAGUUCAUCCGGUGGAACUGCAAUUGAUACCACUGCAAUACCGGAGAACCUGCUCGAAAUCCCCAACACGUCACAUCCGAUUCUCCAACCAAAGGCACCGGAAAUAGUGCCUCAACUACAACCGCAAACUGCUCUGCCGUACAAUCAAAAACCGGCUCAAUCGCUUUUGAAUAUUCAGCCUCCGCAGCAGUUCAACACGCUUCCUUCUCAAAUGCCGAGCACGCAAACGUUACCAACAAUGCCUGAAAACCCGGCACAAUCUCAUAAUCCGGUAAUCAACCCGUUUUCCCAGCUUCUCUUUUCACUCUUUUGCUUUCUUUGCAGCGAAUGAUGACAGUUCCACCAAACCUACAAUAUCCAUCCGCUACGCUGCCACAUUCUCGGACAUGGGGACCUCAGAUACCUUCAUAUCCCCAGUCAUUGCAAUCUUUAGAACAAAAUGUCCCUAUGUACUAUCCAGUAAGAAAAAAGAUCGACGAGUUGUGAAAUUAUGCACCUGUAAAGCGUUUACAGCAAAUUCCGGGUAUGCUUCCCUCUUCCUCGUCGCUCCCAUUCGGACUUUCAUCGCCUGUCAUGGUCUCACCGUAUGCAACACUUCAAUUGAAUAUGCAAAGUCAACAACUCGAACAGCCAGAUCAUUCUGGAUCACAAAUUACUAUGGAUCAAGUAUGUCAUCUUUUGAGACGAUCCAAACGAUUCAUUUUUCAGUACAAUCAGCAACUGAUGCGAUCUCAACUCGACCAAGCCCAGCAGUCAGUUCAAGUGGCCGGAUGCCAAGUCCAACUUUUGCGGGACCAGUUGACAUCUGAAACAACUGCGAGACUGGAGGCUCAAUCGAGAACCCAUCAGUUGUUGUCAGCGAAUCGGGAUUUGUUGGAGCAAGUGCAGAAUCUAGUUUCAAGGUUGCAAAUGCUUGAAACAAAGAUAACAAGUGAGAUUCAUCACAGUGCUGGACAGGUAUAAAUUCAACCAAUUAUUGUUUCCAAAAAAUGAGUCCUUUCUAGCCCCAACCCACGUACCAACCUUCCACAUCCACAUUAUCGAUGCCUCGAAUGCCACUUCCCAUUGAUCACACGGAUCCCAGAAUUCCAGCCGGAUCCUCCACCCGUCCUAAUUAUCCGUACCAAGUUCAGCCGCUUGCGGACCUCCGUGCUGGAUCUCUGCCACCAGUGAAAGAAUCGAAAGAUCGGAGGAGGGAGGAAGGAGCGAGAACGGAGCCGGAGAGCAAUGCGGAAGACACGACCGACUACUCCUCAAGCGAUCAGUACGAGAAGACGUCAAAUGUGAUGAAAUCUUCGCAUUUCAACAUUCUCAUGUCCAACCCUCUUGUGGACAUCAACGUGCCGUCUGGAGCAGUUGGAGUGAGCAGAAUGGAUCAGAUUGAGCAUGACGACACACAAGGACCCAGUUCGACGCCGCCGAAGAAGGAGAGGAAAAGUGCCACUGGUAUUUUGAGAGGAGAAAAGGACUUCUCGAGGAUGUCGUUCAAUGCAAAGUAAGUUACAGAAAACAAGGACAGAGCUUUAGGACCCGUUGCAAUAUUCCGAUUGGACCAAAACUUUCUAAGUUUAAAAACAAUCGAUUUAUCUGAUCCAUUGAUACAUUUUUACAACUAAAUCACAAUAUCUCCGGACGAGAUAAUCCGAUCUGAAACUAGAACCUAAUCUAUUUCACUCUAACAUUAGAUAAACAAAGCCUGCAAAGUUUCGAUACGAUCGGAAUAUUGCAAGUCAUUCAAAAGUGCAAUCCCAGUUAGGCCCUCGAAAAGCCCGGGCCCUGUUUAUCGAGUUUCCCGAGUUUAUUAUAUACCUACGUCACAGCUUGAUAGAGCGACAGAUAGAAAGAAAGAAAACAAGGCAGACAGCACAACAACAAACAUUUGCAGGCUCGCGAGAGAAAAAGAGAAAGAACAGCAACAACUAAUGUUCGAGGAUCAAUUAGAGGAGGAACCCGCGAGAUCAAUUCCACCAAGUCCGCCACGAAAAGAAAAGAACACGACGAUAGAUUCUCUAUUCAAAACGCAAGACGAUCCUCCGACUCUGGCGGACCGCGAGAUUUUACAGCAACCACCUCAGCCGUUGCCACCUGUGAACAGGAAGAACACGGUCAGUUUUGCUUUUCGGGGGGAGUUUUUGAAACUCAGUUUUUGUUCAUUUCAGACGGUCAACCUUCUGAUGCCAACUGUGCCCUCAAUGCCGGCGAGCUCAUCGGUUGUGACCGCUAUGUAUCCACCAAUUCGGCAACCAGUGCCUGUGAACAAGGUUUCAUUAAUAUUAGGUGUCCAAGUGUAUAAUUCGUUCAGUUUCAGCCGAAAGUUGAUGUUUUCCGAAAGAAGACGCUGAGGACGUUAUCCAUGGACAUUGCGGAGGAGCCAGAGACAAGCGGAUUCGAUUCGAACAGAAAUAAUCCUUCCGGUUCAGCCAGUGGACCGUUCAGAAGGAAGCCCGCGAAUAUUCCGAACGUUGAUAUUGAGAUCAAGGAGAUCGAGGAUUAUAUUAAGUAAAGAACUAUUUCUUAGUGGAAAACUGAUACCUAUUUUCAGUCGGAACGUGGAUCGCUCAAAACUUCCGGAAACCUCGCUGCUAACGCGACUAACUCGUCAAGCUCAGGGCGACAACUCACUUGGCAACCUGCCAAAUGGCUAUCCACAGUGA
Caenorhabditis sp. 36 PRJEB53466 is the source of this 3906-nucleotide messenger RNA. The record is from the annotation of a GenBank genome assembly. NCBI's taxonomy places the organism in Eukaryota, Metazoa, Nematoda, Chromadorea, Rhabditida, Rhabditidae.